CCCCGGCUGAGAGGCGCCGCUCGCCGCUGAGGGACCCCCCGCACCCGCAGCGUUUCCUCGGGUUCCUGCCGUCGCUCGGGGGAGAUGGGCCUGCUCGCCCGCAGCUCUGCGUCGCCGCCGCUCUGAGGAGUUAAGGCAGAGUUACAGAGAGAAAGGGAGAGACAGAUCUUCCAUUGGCUGGUUCACUCCCCAAAUGGCAUCAAGGUCUGUGGCUGGACCAGACUGAAGCCAGGAGCCUGGAACUGCAGGACAUCUAUGAUAGCAGUCUUCUGUAAAUUCAACUUUUCCAAGAAUUCUCUGAAGGAAUAAAGUAGGAUUUUCUUACAUCAUGACUUAAUUUGAAUGCAAGACCAAGAAAUAAGUUGUGUAUCUAAAUAUAAUGAAGGGCUGUGUGUGAACACUGACCCUGACUCAAUUCUAAUGAACAUUUUAGACAUGAGUUUACAUCGGCAAAUGGGUUCAGAUCGAGACCUUCAGUCUUCUGCUUCAUCUGUGAGCUUGCCUUCAGUCAAAAAGGCACCCAAAAAAAGAAGAAUUUCAAUAGGCGCUCUGUUUCGGAGGAAAAAGGAUAACAAACGUAAAUCAAGGGAGCUAAAUGGCGGAGUGGACGGAAUUGCGAGUAUUGAAAGUAUACAUUCUGAAAUGUGUACUGAUAAGAACUCCAUUUUCUCUACAAAUACCUCUUCUGAGAAUGGAUUAACUUCCAUCAGCAAACAAAUUGGAGACUUUAUAGAGUGCCCUUUGUGUCUCUUGCGGCAUUCUAAAGACAGAUUUCCUGAUAUAAUGACAUGUCACCAUAGAUCUUGUGUGGAUUGCUUACGACAAUAUCUAAGGAUAGAAAUCUCUGAAAGCAGAGUUAAUAUCAGUUGCCCAGAAUGUACUGAACGGUUUAAUCCUCAUGAUAUUCGCUUGAUAUUAAGUGAUGAUGUCCUGAUGGAAAAAUAUGAAGAAUUUAUGCUUAGACGAUGGCUUGUUGCAGAUCCUGAUUGUAGAUGGUGUCCGGCUCCAGACUGUGGAUAUGCUGUGAUAGCAUUUGGAUGUGCCAGCUGUCCAAAAUUAACUUGUGGGCGAGAAGGCUGUGGAACAGAGUUUUGCUACCACUGUAAACAGAUUUGGCACCCCAACCAGACCUGUGAUGCUGCUCGACAAGAGAGAGCCCAGAGUUUACGUUUGAGAACUAUACGUUCUUCAUCUAUUAGUUAUAGUCAAGAGUCUGGAGCAGCAGCUGAUGAUAUAAAGCCAUGUCCACGAUGCGCUGCUUAUAUAAUAAAAAUGAAUGAUGGGAGCUGCAAUCACAUGACUUGCGCUGUCUGUGGUUGUGAGUUUUGUUGGUUAUGUAUGAAAGAAAUCUCAGAUUUACAUUAUCUCAGUCCAUCAGGAUGUACUUUUUGGGGAAAGAAACCCUGGAGCCGAAAGAAGAAGAUACUGUGGCAGCUAGGAACACUUGUUGGUGCUCCUGUGGGAAUUGCGUUAAUAGCUGGUAUUGCUAUCCCUGCCAUGAUCAUUGGCAUUCCUGUGUACGUAGGCCGUAAGAUUCACAAUCGAUAUGAAGGCAAGGAUAUUUCAAAGCACAAACGGAAUUUGGCCAUAGCAGGUGGAGUAACGUUGUCUGUGAUUGUGUCUCCAGUAGUAGCUGCAGUAACUGUAGGUAUUGGUGUUCCUAUUAUGUUAGCUUAUGUCUAUGGUGUUGUUCCAAUUUCUCUCUGUCGAAGUGGAGGUUGUGGAGUCUCAGCAGGAAAUGGAAAAGGUGUCAGGAUUGAAUUUGAUGACGAAAAUGAUAUAAAUGUUGGUGGAACGAACACAGCUGUAGACACAACAUCAGUAGCAGAGGCAAGACACAACCCCAGCAUAGGGGAGGGAAGUGUCGGAGGCCUGACUGGCAGUUUGAGCGCAAGUGGAAGCCACAUGGAUCGAAUAGGAGCCAUUCGAGACAACCUGAGUGAAACAGCCAGCACCAUGGCGCUAGCAGGAGCGAGUAUAACGGGGAGUCUGUCAGGAAGUGCCAUGGUAAACUGUUUUAACAGGUUGGAAGUACAAGCGGAUGUACAGAAAGAACGAUACAGUCUAAGUGGAGAAUCUGGCACAGUCAGCUUGGGAACAGUCAGUGAUAAUGCCAGUACCAAAGCAAUGGCAGGAUCCAUUCUGAAUUCCUACAUCCCAUUGGACAAAGAAGGCAACAGUGUGGAAGUGCAAGUGGAUAUUGAAUCAAAGCCGUCUAAAUUCAGGCACAACAGCGGAAGCAGCAGUGUGGAUGAUGGCAGUGCCGCCCGGAGUCAUGCUGCUGGCUCAGCUGGUGGCUUGCCUGAAGGUAGAUCCAGUGCCACCAAGUGGCCCAAAGAAGCGACAGCAGGAAAAAAAUCAAAAAGUGGUAAAGCGAGGAAAAAGGGUAACAUGAAGAUAAAUGAAACCCGAGAGGACAUGGAUGCGCAGUUGUUAGAACAACAAAGCACGAACUCCAGCGAAUUUGAGGCUCCGUCCCUCAGUGACAGUAUGCCAUCUGUAGCCGAUUCCCACUCUAGUCACUUUUCUGAAUUUAGUUGUUCUGACCUUGAAAGCAUGAAAACUUCAUGUAGUCAUGGUUCCAGUGAUUACCAUGCCCGCUUUGCUACUGUUAACAUUCUUCCUGAGGUGGAAAAUGACCGUCUGGAGAAUUGCCCGCAUCAGUGUAGCAUUUCUGUGCUUACCAACACUGCUUCAUGUUCAGAAGUUCCACCGUUGAAUCAUAUUGCUGAAGAACAUGGUAACAGUGCAAUAAGACCCAAUGUUGAUUUAUAUUUUGGCGAUGCACUAAAAGAGACAAACAACAACCACUCACUUCCGACAAUGGAAUUAAAAGUUGCAAUUCAGACUGAAAUUUAGGCCCAUAAAUGCUGCAAAAUAAUUACCACUGAACAACCUUGUUUGGAGCUGGUUGAACUACACAUGACUACAGAAGUCAGGUUUCACAAUCCUAAUGCAGAUAUAUUUUCUGUGUUCAAUAAGUAUUGUGUUUCGUGUGGAUCAUAAUUACCAAACAAUGAAAUGAAGGCUUUAAAAGUGCAUUAUUGUAAAGAUAAUAAAUCUGUAAGAGCAAAGCAUGUUCUGUGUGUAUAACACAAAACAUUGCUUAAAACACAUUUUUGUGUCUUUAGAUAGAAGAAGUUUGGCUUUAUUUAUAAUCAAUAUAAAAUACUAAUGGAGUUCUACAGCAUUCUUAUGAAGAAAAGUUGAGGAUUGGGGUAAGUGGUUAGUGAUAUUCUAUUGAAACCACUAAAGGAUACUGUGUGAAAGAACUUGGCAGGUUCUUCUCAUGUAUGAUACUCUUUGUAAUAUUCCUGUUCCUAACUGGGCAUAAACUUUGUUUUUUCCCUUCAUAUGCUAUGUGGAUAUAUAAAGCUUAAUGCAGCCCAUUGGCUACCAUUUGGAUACUUAGAUACUUUGAGCAAGAUUGUGGCAGUCUUUGCACAACUUCAAAAUAGAAAUAGCUGGUACUCUAUAUAUCUUGUAUCUUGUUGAUGCCAUCUUAGAAGAAAAAUGUAAAGGUAGGUAAUUAAGUAUACUGACAGCAACAAAUAAGAUAUAUAAAACUGCAAAAUAAAAUCCCAUAGACUAUAUAAGUAUUACAGAGAAGUCACUUGUUAUCAAUUCUUGAUGUCUUUGGGAUAUACACUGGGUUUUAAGAACCUAGUUGUUUGAGGAUUUUGCCGUAUUGUUUUCCAUAAUGUCCUAUCACUUGGAUUAUAUAGAAAAACACAGGAAAUAGAUGAACACAAAUGUGAUUAAUAAAAAUGAAGAAGUAUUAGCCUACCAAAGACACGCUCAGGCUUUAGUGAAUAAUGCCACAUAACCUCAGUUUUGAAUACAUGCAUAUGUUCUCCAGCCAUGAAAGCAAAGCAUGGUGCAGAGCUUGUACCGAGGACAAAAGGUCCAUAUGGUUGGCUUUAUUUUCUUUUGCUUCUGUUGAUGGAAGAUGUUCAAUUGACAUAAGCAGAAGUUGGCCAAAAUACUGUCUGUACUGUUACCUGGUAUAAUUCUCUUAAAUAAAGCAGGUUAACCUCAAUUAUAGCAGUUUAAAAUGUUCCAUCUUACUUGUUUCUCUUAAGUAUUACCAUUAUGGUGCUAUGGAGCAUUUUCUUUUGAUAAAAAGAAAAAUGUCAUGGGCUGCAGGCUUUCAUCACUUCUCCUCACCAGGUCCAAUAAUAUGCUUAUAACACUAGUGCCAGUUAUUUUAUUUGAUAAAGUUUAUUAUGGUAUUUGUAUAUUUGUUUGCAUUCCAAUUUUGUUCAAUAAUGAGUGUGUAAAAUGCUUCUGAGAAAUAAAUGUAAAUACUAAUGUACUGCUGCUGUU
Oryctolagus cuniculus (rabbit) is the source of this 4326-nucleotide messenger RNA. It is a transcript of the gene RNF19A, whose product is annotated as ring finger protein 19A, RBR E3 ubiquitin protein ligase. Lineage: Eukaryota; Metazoa; Chordata; Mammalia; Lagomorpha; Leporidae. The record is from RefSeq and is a predicted model, not a curated record. Gene Ontology annotation, molecular function: ubiquitin-protein transferase activity; zinc ion binding. Gene Ontology annotation, biological process: protein ubiquitination.